Molecule: messenger RNA, 858 nt
Organism: Fusarium vanettenii 77-13-4
Lineage: Eukaryota; Fungi; Ascomycota; Sordariomycetes; Hypocreales; Nectriaceae
Exons: 2
Coding region: 1-858 (285 amino acids)
Source: RefSeq, a predicted model, not a curated record
AUGAAGGGCCACGGCAUCACAAAGGACUCCAAGACCGAGAUCAUCAUCAUCUGGGCCAACCCCGGUAACGGUGCUGCUACCACCACCAUCAACGAGAAGGUCACCGUCACCCAGACCGUCACCGCCGGUGCUGGCGGUGCCACCGAGGCCCCUGCAGGAGAGCCUGCUGCUACUGCUCCCGCUGAGCCUGCAAAGCACACCGUCACUGUUGGUGGCCCUGGCGGUUUGGUCUUCCAGCCUGAGGAGCUUGACAAUGUGCCCAUCGGUGACACCGUCAUCUUUGAGUUCCUCGCCCAGAACCACACCGUCUCUCAGUCUGCUUUUGAUACCCCUUGUGAUAUCCUCGAGGGCGGUAUGGACUCUGGCUUCAUGGCCAACCCCAACAACACUGUCUCUCCUCCUCCUCAAGUCGCCAUGCAAGUUAUGGUUGACACCCCUCUUUGGUUCUACUGCAAGCAGGGCAACCACUGCGGUCAGGGCAUGGUCUUCUCCAUCAACCCCACCGCCGAGAAGACUCACGCCAAGUUCAAGGAGAUGGCCAUCCAGCAGAAGGGUACGGGUGAACAGACCCCCAUCACCGGCGGCAAGCCCGCUGAGCAGCCCGCUGCCGAGAAGCCCGCUGCCUCUCAGCCUGCUGCCGAACAACCAGCUGCUGAGAAGCCCGCUGCCACCGAGACUGCCAGCGCACCCGAGAACACUGGCUACGUGCCCGGCAAGGGUCAGCUCGGCAGCGAUGGCAGCUGCACCUGCGUCGUGUCCUGCUCCGCCGGCUCGUUCCCCGCCGCCAACGCUCAGGGCAUCGGUGCCUUUGGCGGCAUGGCUGGUGGUCUCCCCAUGAAGAUGGCCGGUCUCAGCUAA